Messenger RNA from Oncorhynchus masou masou (cherry salmon), 2410 nucleotides. RefSeq names its product fibronectin type III and SPRY domain-containing protein 2-like. NCBI's taxonomy places the organism in Eukaryota, Metazoa, Chordata, Actinopteri, Salmoniformes, Salmonidae. Gene Ontology annotation, molecular function: protein binding. The record is from RefSeq and is a predicted model, not a curated record. The transcript has 12 exons. Bases 99 to 1922 code for a protein of 607 amino acids.
CCUGUCAAAAACACUGUCAAUGGUCGCCCUGAAUCGACGUUGCUGGGGGAGUUAUUGAAUAAUUUCUCACCAAGUACCUCCACCCUCCUCCUCCCAUCAUGGACCUGUAUGAGGUCUUCACAGGAAGCAGGCUGGAUGUCAUCACUGAGGAGGUGCUGAGUGGAGAUGAGGAGCGUGGGGAGGAGCACCAGGAGGAGUUGAAGGAGGAGGAGGUGAACAGGGAUCUCCCUACCAAAGAGGCCUUCGUAGUGGUGUCAGAGAGAACAGAGACUAGAGAGUUGUCCUCUACCUUCCAGCGUUUCUCCACGGAUACCAACGACUCUCUAAGGUUCGAGGCGUAUGUCCCGUCUUCAGAUGAGGAGGGAACCCCAUCACCUGACAGCUCUGUGGACGGACACGAUGACGUGUUUGAGGAGCACAAGGAGUCGGAGGACAAGGUGAAUAACAUCAGGACUAAGCUGGAGGAGAAGGUGGUGGAGAUGGAGAACUUUGCAGGACAUCUAGAAGAGAUCUUCCUCACUGUGGAGGAGAAUUUUGGUCGUCAGGAGCAACACCUGGAGCAGCACUGCAACGAUGUUCUCCAGACGUUGUCCCAUCGUUACGACGAGCGAAAGCGCUGCGCUGGGGAGGAGAAGAAGAGGAAGUUGGAGGCCUUGUACACUCAGCUGCUGGGCUGCGGACGCACUCUGGACGCAUCCAAGGACCUGAUUGAGACCGCCCAGGAACUGUACCGCACCGAGGACAAACGACUCUUUCUACAGGUGUGUUGUACCCCCUCUGCCCCGGUCAUCAACCCCCAGGUGUCUAACUCGGCCACGCGGACGUCUCUGCGUGUGUGCUGGAGCCUGUUCUCAGACGACUCUGUGGAAUACUACGAGCUCUACUACAGACCUGUCCUGGAGGACACGCCGGCUGUAGACAGCACCAAGGGGCCUGACGUGUCUAAUGUGAAGGUAAAGGAAACCCACUGUAGUGUAGGAGAGCUGCUGCCUAACGUGCAGUAUGAGUUCUGGGUCACAGCUACCAAUACGACAGGCAUCAGCCCUGCCAGUGAGAAGGCUGUCUACGUGACAGUCCCAUCUCCACCAGUCAUCAGACAGAGGGAGUGUAGCAGUUGUCCGGAAGCCGCUCUGAUUCGCUGGGAGUCAGGAAACACCAACCCAGUCGACUCCUACACCGUAGAGCUGAUUGAGACAGGCACUGAUGGACAGAGUGGGGUCACUGAGUCCAUCGUGGCUGUUCCUACCUGUGAGAGUCUGAUCCAGCUGGAGUCAGGAAGACAGUACCUCAUCUACGUCAGAGCUGUCAACAUCGGAGGACCCAGUGACAGGAGCCAGGCUUUUACUGUCUCUACUACAGGAACCAUCUUCCACCUGCUGCAGGACACAGCCCAUCCCUGCCUGUCCAUCUCUGAGGACGGCUUCUCCAUGUUCUACGGAGAUGAGGAGCUCCCGCUCUCUGCCAUGACCUUCGACGACAACACCUUCGCCAGGUGUGUAGCUGUGUUAGGGGACCUGAUCCCUGUGAGAGGCAGACAUUACUGGGAGGUGGAACUGGACGAGGACACAGAGUACAGGAUUGGAGUUGCCUAUGAAGAUACGCAGAGAAACUCCUACCUGGGAGGAACAAAUACAUCCUGGUGCAUGAGACAUGUCCUCACCCCAUCCAGACACAAGUACGAGUUCCUCCACAGUGGCUGGAGCCCAGACAUCCGGAUAACGGUGAACCCUGUGAGGAUAGGGCUCAGUCUGAACUAUGAGAGAGGGAUCCUGUCCUUCUUCAAUGUAGAGCUGGAACAACACCUCUACACCUUCUACUGUAGCUUCCAACGCUACGUUCAUCCCUGCUUCGCUCUGGACAACCCCGGUGCGCUCACUGUUCGCACUGGGCUAGAGGCACCGGGGUACGUCCACUUGGUCUGAGUUUACCUACCAUGAUGUACAUUAAACAGAGUACAGGUGUGUCCAUGGUAACGUCUUUACCUACCAUGAUGUACAUUAAACAGAGUACAGGUGUGUCCAUGGUAACGUCUUUACCUACCAUGAUGUACAGGUGUGUCCAUGGAAACAUCUACCUACCAUGAUGUACAGGUGUGUCCAUGGUAACGUGUCUGUUGUCUGUUAUUCUAACCCUCUGGACAACACUGCAUGGUAGAGCAUAAUUAUACUACAAAAACAUGUUUAUGACCCCUUUGUGUAAGUGGGUUAACAACCAUAUCUGAAUAAAAACCAUGUAUAUCAGUGGUUUAGACCGGGGUUUGAUUGACUAGCACAACACUGUUCCAGAGUAACAUGACGAAACCCUGGACUGGACUACCACAACACUGUUACAGACUAACAUGAUGAAACCCUGGACUGGACUACCACAACACUGUUACAGACUAACAUGAUGAAACCCUGGACUGGACUAC